GGCGUCGUCGUUCUGGUCGGAUAGGAUCAGUUCGGCGUUCGGCACCCCUUCGGAUAGUCGUGUUGUUACCGGUGACUUUUAGCGUUUUUGUGGUACAAAGAAAAUGUUGAAAAGGGAACGAUAAAAUAAGUAAAAAAAAAAAAAAUAGAACGAAACUCAGUGAGUGAGACGGAGUAGCCGUACGGUAGGAAAUAACGAAAAGGAAGGAAUAUAAUCGGAAUAAUGGACUCGCCCAUGGAAGCCGGUGGUACUCUGGUGGUUCUCCGUGGCACUAGACUAUCAACGGGUGUCUGUGUAAGGAUGAAUGUUUUAUAAAAGAUUGUGGCAAAGUUUUUCUCCCCGUAACACAAACGUCGUGGCGUAAUAGAUUAUCGUUAACAAAGGCACGAGAUGAUCGAACGCCUCCUCGCUGCUUCUCGUUCUCCCUUUUACUCGGGUGUUAUUGUUGUUGUUGACGAUGUUGGCGGCGGGAAUUUUCGACACGGAUUACGAUAAACGAGACGGGGUAUCGUUCGAACGUCGUUCGUAGUUUGACGGUGAAUUGAGUUCGCGGUUUAAAAAUCGUCAAUUCUUGUUGUCCGAUUAUUUCAUAAAUUGUUCAUUCGGAUCGUCUUCGUUAUUUUCUUCUCUAACUUACCCCUACUAUUACCGACCGGUGAAACGCGACGAUUGCCAACUGAGAUUUUUUAUUGUUAAAAAAAAAGAAAAAAAAGUUUGUUGCUAUUGCAUUGGUAUAAAUGUUUAAAAUGACACCUGAUUGUCAGGAUUUCAUUGCUUCGAGUACGGUGGUAUUAUCGUCAAGACAAUAUUUAACAACGUUUCCAUUUGUGAUCUCGACAAGGUGAUAUUUGAACGUAAAAACUAAAGAAUGGUGUUUUAUAAUUGUGAAUUUUAUUUAUUAUAUCUGUGUUAUUUGCACAAUCAACGAAUACGUCUGCGAGAAUCUAGAUGACUGCUGUUUAAGAAAGGAAUUAGAAAACGAAAAAAAUACAACAACAAAAUCAAAAAAAGACACAACCCUUCUUCACGUCAUGAGAAGGAUAAGUGUGGGCGGCAUGAGCCGACCUUCGAAAGCGGUGGCACAAGUUAAAAAAGUUGCUCCACCAGCUGUGCCGGACGUAUUUCGACACUCCGGUUCGUCAUUCGGAUCGGCCGGUUACGCGAGCAGCGAAGAUGGCUGUUUUUUAUCGGGAAGCGGAGGCGGCGGGGACGACGGCUCCUACGGGAUGCCGGCCGGAAAAAGUCCCGGACCAAUUUUCACCCAUCCCGGAUUCGCUUUUCCUCCCGUCGUUGGAAAAUAUUCUCACGCAGAGGAUCAAGGUAUCGAUAUGACUCAGAGUCCCGGGAGGGAUAGUCCCGGUAGUUCGGGAUCGGGAUCGGGAUCGAGACACUCGACCGCGUCCUUGGACUCCGGGAGAGCUUCCGGUUAUCAUCUCGGUCCCAGGGGACCCGGCGCUCUCGCGUCUUCGCCAAGGUGCUCGAUAAGUUCGCUGGGAAGUCAUCCCGACAGGCCGGCCGAUCUGGACGUGGUUCACGCCUGGCUCACCGAACUCCAGUUCGAAGAAUAUUUCACACUUUUUGCCUCCGCCGGAUACGACCUUGCCACCAUUACUCGUAUGACACCCGAGGAUCUCACGGCUAUCGGUAUCAAGAAACCGAAUCAUAGGAAGAGGAUCAAGGCGGAAAUUGAUAAUUUGAACGUCGGCGACGGUCUGCCGGAACACGUUCCCGGCUCACUGGAGGAAUGGCUAAGACUUUUGAGACUGGAGGAAUACCUGGGCGCCCUUCAACAGCAGGGCAUGAGGUCGGUGGAGGACGUCACCACCCUCACCUGGGAGGAUCUGGAGGACAUCGGUAUCGUCAGACUCGGACACCAGAAACGACUGCUUCUGGCGAUAAAACGGGUGAAGGAUAUUCGCGCGGGUAAACGCAUACAACCCAUCGACCUCGCACGUCUUCCGCCUCACCCGGGACACACGCAGGUAAUUGACGUAGUCAUCCAACGCGGUGUACCGGACCUUCCGUCGCCCGACGAGGAUUGUUCGUCGCCGGUGUUGAGGUCAUUCCAGAGGGGAAACGAGACGAGUUCGACGUCCACGUGGCGGAGCAUGUACGCCGCGAUGCCCACCGCGUUGGAUUACAACGUGGGUAGAGGCGGCGGUCCGCGCGGCAAGUCCCUCGAAAGUCUGGAAGACGCUCCCCUCGGUUAUCCGCCCUCUCCGACCCACGUCCAGCAGCAAACCGCCGCCGAAUGGCGACCCAGAAGCUACGAAGACGGUGAUCUGACACCCACCAACGAGGCCGCGAUCGAAGCCGGCGGCGGCACGCUACCCAGACCUAGACAUUGUCUCGUACGUCCGCGACCGGUGGCCAAGGUCACGGCUACCCCGGGACAGUUCAAGUCGUUGCCCCGAGACUUCGACAACAAGUAUCAACUUACUUACGGACUUGAGAGCAGCCCGCAUUUACCCAAACGCAGACCGCCGUCGCCUCCAAGGAGACAAAGUUCUCGCGACAUCGGUUCCGGGGUCGGUGGAGGGGUGGUCGGGGGCAGCGGAGACGUUGUCAUAGAUUGCAGCGGUCCGGUGCCAACGGCAAGUUGCGACGAUAUGCUACCACCGCCACCGGCACCCGCGCCGACCCAAUCCGCCCAAUCGCAACAAAUCCGACCGCAUUCCUCGAUGUCGAGAUCGUGGGGUAGCGUGGGGGUCAGCGUUAACGAAGAACACGAAUUAAUCGCAUCUCUCGCUUUGCAACAUCGCAACGGAUCUGACGCUAGUUUUAAGUCAAGUUCGAGCACGGAAUCGGACUCUUUGCCAUUUGCGAACGAGAAUGCGGGGACAAUAAAACAGAGGGCAGCUAGAGCACAGGAUUACGCUAGUCCACCGAUGGGCGGAAUGAUGGGACAUCAUCAUACGAAUACGGGAGGAACGGGAGGUAAUCAAGAAACUGGCGACGUUCUCAACGAUAUUGGUAACAUGCUGGCCAAUCUUACUGACGAACUUGACGCCAUGUUAGAAGAAGAGAAGCGUCAAGGUUUGAAUCCCUAAUUACUGCCUUUUUCUCGUCCUGAUAAAAAAAAACAAAAACAAUAAAAGAAAAACUGAAGAAAAUUAAAUAAUAACAAUUAUAAUAAUUAUAAUAACAUUGAUGAAACGGGGAAAACAAAAAAACAAAAAAAAUAAAAUUUAAAUAAAAAUAACAGAGAAUUUCGUAGCGCAAUUUAUUGUUGGCCAUAGCGAUGAGAGAUAAUGAAUUUAAAUAAUAUUUAAUUUGACAGGAAAGAAUGAAAAUAAUAUGAAAUAGAAAAUAAAACAGAUACACGAGACAUUCCUUAUACAAGAAUAAUAAUAAUAAUGAUAAUAAAAAAUAGUUAUAAUAAUAGUAAUAAUUAUUACAAAUACGACUGUGCAGCACGUUAAUAUAAUCGGCGAAAAUAAGAUAAAAGAGACAAAGAUAUACAUAUUUAUAGCGAGAGACAGAGAAGAAAAAAAAAAGGAAACAGGUAGCAGAUAAAUAUCGUUCGUUGUUUCGGUUAUCAGUUAGUUGUCGGUCAAUUUAAGAAGGCACAAAAUAAAAGUAGGGAAAUCAAACGAUGUUCAACAAAAACUCUUAACAAAAUUUCACGAUUGGGAGCGGGUAUUUGUAUGGAUACCAAACAUAAUUUAUCCGGCGGUUAAUAUAAAUUGUACUCGUAUAACGGAAAAAAAGAACAUUGGAAUAUAAAAAAAAUUACUUAUAUUACUGUCGUUUAUUUGAUUGGUAUCGGUAGAAAACUUGAAAAGGACGAAAGAAAAAAUUAACGUGCCGCUGCUCCUCUUGUCGUCUUUCGUACGUGCUCCGAAUAACGAUAAAAUAAAAUAAACUGAAAAUAAUAUGAAAUAAAAUGAAUGAAUAAAUAAUAUAAACGAAUAAAUAAAAUGAAUGAAUAAAUAAAUAAACGAAUAAAUAGAAGCGCACAGUCGUCUCCGAGAAAUGAAAUACGCUGCGCUGUGCCACGACACACUACUUAAGAAUUACUUAAAUCUUGAGAUUAUUCAAUUAAAAAAGAGAGAAAAAAAAAGGAGAGGAAGAAGAAGAAGAACAAUGGGCCUGAUCAGCUCGGGCCAUGGACUUGACUUGUUAACUACUAUAAGUGUAUAGUUAUAUUUAGAUGUUAUCGGCAAGGAGUGAAUCUGAAAGUGACGUUUUUUCUAUUCAUUUCCAAUCGAUUAAUUGAAUAAAAGAAUUAACAAUGAGUUUGUCAUCUUAAUAGAUGACGAUGAAAAUAAGUUUUUCUAUGAACACAUUAUUUUUUCAUAGAAUAUAGAUUAUUAUUUUCGUAUGUAAUAUUUUUUUUUAGUCUUAUAUAUUUACGCAGCUGCAACACUCGCAUUUUAUUAUUUCUUUGAAAGAUUAUGCUUUCCAAAAAUACAAAUUUAUAGAAUGUAAAAAACAAAAAAAAAAGGAAAAUGUAACGUGUCAGGGUUUCUUUUAUUUAAGUUCUUUGCAAAUUGCAUAUUAAUUAUCGUCAAUCUAUAUACAAAUAUGGAAUUUCAGAUUAAUUAUUUACACAGAAUGUACACGUUUUACGUAGAUAUAGACGAGAAACGUGAAAAGAUUUAUCACAUUUAGUUCCUACGUACCUAUUUACAAAAAAAUAUUGAAGAAAUUUCGUGAGAAAAAUUAUUUUAGGUGUAAAAUUGAUUAAUUAAUACUAUUUCUCCUAUUUUUCUAGAACCCCUAAUAUAUCACUCUUUCAUUUAAUGAUGCUUGGAUCAUUCGUAUAUAAUAUAGAUUCGUAGGAAUAUAUUAUUAUUGUUACUGUUACUAUUAUUACUAUUAUUAUUACUAUUAUUAUUAUUAUUGGUAUUAAGUUUUUGACCGGUUGGUCAGCAGCUUCUUUCGAUUAGCACCGAUCAUUGCUUGCCUAUGACGUAUAAAUAUAUUAUAUAUAUGAAUAUAUUAUACUAGUAAUAGUUUUUGUACAAAGGUAUGCGCCAAUCAGUCUCGCUCAGCGAGUCCUGCGUCCGCCUAAGCUGUAUUGUACACCCCCCUUCCAUGUUGGUUUAAUAUGCAUUGAAUAUAACAUUAUAUUAUAAAGACGAUUGAUCUUCGAAUGAAGCCAAUUAAUGAAAA
Messenger RNA from Athalia rosae (coleseed sawfly), 5118 nucleotides. It is a transcript of the gene ckn, whose product is annotated as caskin-2. NCBI's taxonomy places the organism in Eukaryota, Metazoa, Arthropoda, Insecta, Hymenoptera, Athaliidae. The record is from RefSeq and is a predicted model, not a curated record. The transcript has 7 exons. Gene Ontology annotation, biological process: cell surface receptor protein tyrosine phosphatase signaling pathway; axonogenesis. The coding region runs from base 1032 to 3050 and encodes 672 amino acids. Gene Ontology annotation, cellular component: focal adhesion; axon. Gene Ontology annotation, molecular function: protein phosphatase binding; signaling adaptor activity.